GAUGUGGAAAAGUAGGGGAUUUCCCGAUCCCGUGCCGCCAUUCUAGUGCGUGAGCACGCUUCCGGGUUACUCGGCGCUAGCGGAGCGGCCACAGCUGCAGCAUGCACAACACAGCUGUUAGCAUUCAAUCCAAUCACUGAGUAUAAAUCGACAGAUGAGCUGCACUGAGGAGAUCUUUUUUUCGUGUUGUAGUGAACUGAAAUCCUGAAAAGAAAUGGCCUCCCCCUGCCAGGUGCACUGUUAGCACCAGACGUAAUGAGAGAUGCAGGCAUGACCAACCCAGGAACAAGUGCAUGCUUCCAAGGCAUAGGAGCUCUCUGUCAAAUGUUUGACAAUCACAUAGCACAGCUAGGUAAGCUGAAGGAGACAGCCUUGAGAACUGAGCAUGAGCUAAGGUCAAAGAUCACUAGCAUGGAACAGGAGAAGAGAGAAUAUGAUGAGAAGAUCAGAAGAUUAGAGCAAGAAGUUUGUGUCUUGAAGGGAAAUGGUGUAGUGUUGGAAGGAGGAUUAAGUCAGCCACAAAGAACUGUGCCAGAUGAAGGUGAGGACUGGAAACGGAAAUAUGAGGAGAUGAGGAAGGAAUGCAAUACGCUACAGGAACUUCAUUCUAAAAGGAACCUAUGCAGCAAUUGUAAAACUGGACCAGGAAGUGAGUUACCGGUAUCUUCAGAGAAGAUCUCCACUGAGGAGGAUCUACCAGUCACCAUGGAACACAAGCUUUACUUGUCUGAUAAAGUCUCAGGAAAUAAUAUCAAACAUGUUCUGCGACAUUUAAGUGUACCUGACACUGAUGUGGAAAACAUCUAUUAUGCACACCAUGAUCCCAAGGAAUGCUGCAUACAGGGACUGAAAAAAUGGAUGGAAAACAAGGGGCAGAAAGCAACAGUUGGGGCACUUAUUAAAGGAUUGUUGAAAUGUAAUCUUCGAAAUGUUGCUGAAGAUUUUUGUGUGUCUCACAAUCUGCAUCAACUGCUCCAACAAAUUGGUCAACUUGACGAUCCAGUGCCUCCACCAGUAUCACCUUUGUCUCCAAGAAGUCCAGAAGUAGUUCACUUUGAUGCUGCUGAUGCACCUUCCAGCCCUCCAGCUUGCCCUUCUAGUGCAUCACCCCUUCAUGUCAUACUAUGGCCUCAUCUGAGACACCCGACAUGUCUAGAAGACUUAGACCAGGAGCUCAUUGAAUGUGACGAUUUUACCAGUGACCAACUACAAAAAAUCACAAGGAGAAAAAUCUUUCAGAAUGAGUCUCAGAGAGAAGAAUUCUUGAAGGCAUGCAGGGCAGGGAACGUAAUACCUGUUCUCAAUGAAUUGGUGAGAAGAUUAUCAGCAACACAGAGCAUGGACCAAUCCCCAAUUAUGAUGAUACUUGGCAAGAUGCUGUGCAAAUUGAAUAGGAAAGAUAUUCGCAAAGUUCUCAUAUCCUACCUGCACAGUGGAGCGAUAGGCCCCAGCAUGGAUAGGAAGAUAUACAUUCGUGAUCUAAACUACAGAACUCAAAGUAACAUUGGAAAAGAACUGUCCAAGUCCCAACCAAAUGAUUUGCAUGACUGGCAAGGCUUGGCAAGUGAUAUUGGGUGCUCUGAGUCAAUAGAACUCUUUGCAAAGAAGGAUCUCCCAGGUAUGGCGGUGUUACAGACAUGGCGAACACGCAAUGAAGCAACAGUAGGCAAGCUAUAUGAAUGGGCAGCCAAAGGACAGCGAUGGGACAUUGUGAGGAUCAUGGAAAAAGAUAUGUCCAAUGAUAUGGGAGCUUGAAGGCAGUAUACUGAUAGACUCUAGAUUUCUUUACUUUAGAUCUAUCUGUCAGUCUCUACUUUCUCUUUUAAAUGUGGUCUCUUCAUGUCAUUUUUUCUGAAUGUAUCUAUUCAGAUUAAUUAUUUGUACAUGUAUUUAUUAUGCACAAACAUGCUUUUAUUCUCUCACAUAUUUUUCUUGAAAUGAAUGAAAUUAAAAAUUUGAUGAUUUUUUAAAUAUAUUUCUUUCAUUUCAAUUAAAUUUGUUAAUAUCAUGAACUGAUUUUAUGAUUCAACAAGAUUAGACAUGGACUGUGUUAUUUGUAAGUCUCUGAAGUUUUAUUUGCCCUGAUGUCCCAUUUGUGAUUUGGGGAUUUUAGUUCAGUUGAAAAUUGGCUUGGUUCAAAAGUGCAAUAAUACAUUUGUGAGCAAUAUUAGAAGGUCCAAGGCUUUUAUGUUGGCAUUCCUUUGGUUUUACCCAUCUUCUGGGGCUAUAAUUGAUUUUUUUUUAAUGAAUAAACCACAAGAUUGUACAUGGAAAUAAAUUUUGCUCAUUCUUGUUUGAAGAUAGAAAGCUUAUUUUAUUGCAUAAGAACUGAGGGAGAGUAAGAUUUGCAUGAAAGUGUUGAAAAUGACAAAUUCCUAUAGGUUGAUCUUGAACCAGAUCUAUUAACCAUAUAUUGAACUUGGAAACAGUGGCUAUCAAGCAGAUGGUUACCAAGAAACAUCUGUACUGAAAAGAAUCAAAACAUAGGUCAAUGGCCUCUUUAAAACUUCUGAGUGUUCCUUAUAUUACUGGACAUCCCCCCAGUGCCAUUGUUAUCACUAAUGACAUCAUUAUAAGUUAAUGAGUAUCCUAGUCACGCAUAAAAACGGCUUUAACUUGAUAGCAUUUAUAGAAAUACUCAUGGGAAGAUGGUCUAGAAAUUCCUUUGACUGUAUUAAAUACAUAAUGACAAUUUCUAACUCAGAUACCCACCUUCCCAUACUAAACCUAUAUUAUGGGCAGUUUGGGCACCAUAGUAAAGAAAAUAAAAUAUAAUGAUAAACGAGUAAUUAGAGCUAUGUUUUCAGUUGUCUAAAUGGUAGACUGUGUUUUAUGUGGCACUUCAUUAUUGAUUUCUAACGGCUACAACGUGGUUAGAAGUAAGUAGCAAAGUUGUUUCUUCUUGCAAAGAAACAUUCUGUCUCUCCUAUUUCUGGCUUCCUUAAAAAAAAAUGCAUCACUCAAAAAUUCUUUACAAUUUUCUACACACGUCUCCACAAGACUGCUCUCAAUUAAUGCUCUGGACUCAGACACAUAAAAGAGACAAUCCUUCUCCUCUAUAGCACGGCAUGUAUGGAACAAUAUAUCCCAGUACAUACGGAUUCACCAUUGUCCCCUGCAUUUCAAUAGUCCCUGUAGGAAAGUUCUCAUUUUUAUGUUCAUAAUUACAUGUAAUUUAUAUAAAGAUACUAUAUUUGUAAUAUGUUUGUUACAUGCUAUGACUUGUAAGAGCACUAUGUAAGUGCCAAUAUUUAUUGCAUUUCUUGUCCAAGUGAAUACAUCUUUUUGUGUCAGGCCAAUGUUAUGUAUAGGUGAAGUAUAUUUACAUGUCAAGAUAUAACAUAUUUUGUGUAUUAACGCUCCAUCGAAUCUGGUGUCUUCCCCAAAGGAAACACAUACAAAGUAAGGAGGGCAAUAACACGGUUAUCAAUGUGAGUUUUAAAGUAUGAUUCAGUUAAAUGUUUGUUAUCAUAGGGAGGUCAGGCACCCUACUCCUUUGUAGUAAAUAUGAAUAUAUUUCAAAAUUGAAUGAAAUUGUGAAGUACACUUCAACAUUGGUUUGUCCAUCUUAAAAACUGAUGCUACUAAGUUCAUUUUGCAAUAGAUUUAACAUAAAUGACAUUUAAUACAUACAAAUGUAUUCAGUAUUUGUAUAUUAGUCCAACAUAUAUAAAUUAUACUGUGUAUUGUGCAUUCAAGGUGAUUUUUUUAUACCAUAUCGUCCUUAUUGUUGCAAUUUGAAUGAUAUUUGAAAGAAAAUGAGAUAAAAUCCAUUAAA
Molecule: messenger RNA, 3778 nt
Organism: Strongylocentrotus purpuratus (purple sea urchin)
Lineage: Eukaryota; Metazoa; Echinodermata; Echinoidea; Camarodonta; Strongylocentrotidae
Exons: 10
Coding region: 256-1755 (499 amino acids)
Biological process (GO): TRAIL-activated apoptotic signaling pathway; positive regulation of extrinsic apoptotic signaling pathway
Cellular component (GO): cytoplasm; CD95 death-inducing signaling complex
Molecular function (GO): caspase binding; death receptor binding
Source: RefSeq, a predicted model, not a curated record